Molecule: messenger RNA, 1289 nt
Organism: Trichoplusia ni (cabbage looper)
Lineage: Eukaryota; Metazoa; Arthropoda; Insecta; Lepidoptera; Noctuidae
Exons: 7
Coding region: 222-1142 (306 amino acids)
Source: RefSeq, a predicted model, not a curated record
UUAUGAGAGAUUCGCUUGCCUGAUGAAGCUGUGACAAGGCAACAAUGACUUGAAUGGGGUCCUGCGUGUUGCUUCUUCUCAUCGACCUACAAGUAUUAUUCAUAACAAUUUAGUGGUUACCUCGCGCUGAUUCAAGGCCAAUUGAUGAUGCGAAGGGCGGGCGGGUCGCGGCUUGCGGCGUGCGGCAGUCAGUCGCGUCUGCCGCGCGUCGCUCGCACGCGAUGUCCGCUUCAAGCACGCCGCUCCUGCGCGCGGCUUGCUUACUCCUGUGCUUUGCCGCAGGCAGCCUACAAUUUUCAAUAAAAGAAUUCGCGGUUCCUAAUAAGGUGGAAGUUGGGUAUUCUGCUGAGUUAAUAUGUCAAUAUGAAUUGGGGGAAGGAGAAACUGAAGCGGAUCUGUACGUCAAGUGGUGGUGGACGCCAGACUCGUCCUCAAGUGACGACAGAAAACAAAUCUAUCAACGCAUAGCUGGACACGCCGCCGAAUCAAUACACCGCAGCAAUGCCAGCAAAAUAGAAAUAAAGGAUAACGACACAAUAGUGUUGCUAGAUGUCAACCCUGUGGAUUCGGGCACCUACGAGUGUGAGGUCAAUAACAUCGAGGAAAUACGCAAACAUGACACGUUGGUUGUUUUCACAAUGGGUACAGGUCCAGAAGUAAAUUACACUUUGGUUGAAGAUGAAAAUACAAGUGAUGAAAACGAUGACGAUGAUGGUGAUGAUGACGAUGAUGGUGACCAAUUAUUCAUAGAAUGUUCGGCUGAAGGUGUAGCGCCUUUGCCUGAUAUGACGAUAAGUCUUCAAGGCAACAAAGUCAAUAUAACCAAAACCGUGGAAGACAGCAAUCAGGACGGAUUCUACACAAUAUCUGCCAAUACCACUGUGAGUGCGAGCAACACAGAAAUCUCUGAAAUACGUUGUGAAAUGUUCUACGUAACUCUGGAACAUCCGCCAUAUGAAGAUGUAGAGACAUACACACCAGCAGGCGCCUUGCCGCUCACCACCGAGGUGCCCGAGGAUGCGAGCGAGCCAGAGACUACGCCUGAGUCUUUGGAAAACCCCAGUGAUGACGGUGUACGAGUUCACUGUUCGUGGGUGGUGAUGCUUGCAGCCUUGUUGUCGCAUCUGAGGGCGACGCUGUAAUACUACGCUAAUGUGAUACUAAUUUUGUAAUUAAUAUACCAAAUAUAAUAUGUAUUUACCUAAGUUUUAAUGUUAUUAAGCUUUAUAUUAUAAGACCGUCUAUAAUAUUUCAAUUAUUAAUAAAAGAUAUCUAAUUAUUGUUACGAA